Molecule: messenger RNA, 3767 nt
Organism: Gadus morhua (Atlantic cod)
Lineage: Eukaryota; Metazoa; Chordata; Actinopteri; Gadiformes; Gadidae
Gene: cavin1b
Product: caveolae associated protein 1b
Exons: 3
Coding region: 370-1761 (463 amino acids)
Biological process (GO): termination of RNA polymerase I transcription; transcription initiation at RNA polymerase I promoter
Cellular component (GO): caveola; cytoplasm
Molecular function (GO): rRNA primary transcript binding
Source: RefSeq, a predicted model, not a curated record
GCUAGACUCCUGGGGCUGCUCUGUCUGUUGUGGCAUUCACAUCCCAGCACCCAUGUGGUAACAUCCAGCCGCGCUCCGCCUCCCUACUCACUGGCCACUGGAGAGAGACAGAGAGAGAGACAGAGAGAGAGAGAGAGAGAGAGAGAGAGAGAGAGAGGGAGGGCAGACUGUGAAGAAGCAGUGAGGUAACUCAGAGAGCACAUGAGUGACUGAAGGAGACAAGUGAGACACAAGUGGAAGAGAGGGAUAGAAAGCACCGGAGAAGAAGAGGAAAAAGAAGGAGAAGAAGAAGUAGAAGAAGAAGAAGUAGGAGAAGACAGCAGGAGGCUUAACAGAAAGAAGAAGUUACGUUCUAAAAAGUUCCCCAAGAUGGCAGCCGUGGAAUCGAUGGGGCUCUCCAGCCUGGGCCAGUCGGAGCCCCAGACUCUCACCGAGAUCUCUGACGACGAGAUCAACCUCCAGGCAUCGGAGGACGAGGAAGAAGAGGCCGCCGGGGUUGCCGAGAAGGAAUCCGCCGAGGAGGAGUUCGUGGCGGAGGCGGCGGCGGCGGCGUCCGGUGAUGACGCGCUGAAGCUGGACAUGCCGGUGAACGGCGUGAUGGUGCUGUCCCUGCUGGACAAGAUCAUCGGCGCCGUGGACCAGAUCCAGAAGACCCAGACCGGCCUGGAGGCCCGGCAACAGGACAUGGAGCGCUCCGUCAACGGCAUCCAGGGGGAGCUGGCAAAGCUGGCCAAGAGCCACGGCAACACGUCCAACAGCGUGAACAAGAUGAUGGAGAAGGUGCAGAAGGUCAGCGUCAACGUGAAGACGGUGCGCGCCAACCUGGAGAAGCAAGGGGGGCAGAUCCGCAAGCUGGAGACCAACGAGGCCGAGCUGCUCAAGAGACGCAACUUCAAAGUCAUGGUGUACCAGGAUGACGUCAAGGUCCAGUCCCGUCUCUCCGUCUCCAAGUCUUUGAAAGUCCCCGGGUCGAUGUCGGGCAGCCGGGGGGGCAGCUUGCUGGAGCUGAAGGAGGAGGAGCAGGGCGAGGGCGGCGAGGGCGAGAAGGUGGACAAGCCCCACGUCGAGCUGUCCUCGGACGAGGAGGACCUGGUCCUGGACGGCACCAUCGAGGAAACCCGCACGGAGCGCAUCAAGCGCAGCAGCCUCCAGCGUGUCCAGAACCUCAAGACGGUGUUCUCCAAGGAGAAGAUCGACAAGACCCGGGCGAAAACCAUCGAGAACCUGGGGAAGACCAGGGACAAGACCCGGGCGAAUCUGGAGAAGACCAAGCAGAAGACCAAGCUGAACAUGGAAAAGACCCGGGAAAACCUGGAGAAGACCAGGCAGAAGACCCGGGAGAACCUGGAGAAGACGCGCCACAACAUCGAGAAGAAGGUGGGCAAGUUGGGCACCCGCAUGACCGUCAACGCCGAGCAGAAGCAGAAGAUGCAGACGUCCCGGGACAAGGUGAAGAAGUCCUUCACCCCCGACCAUGUGGUCUACGCCCGGGACAAAACGGCUGUGUACAAGGUGCCCCCCUUCACCUUCCACGUGAAGAAGGUCCGCGAGGGGGCCGUCGAGGUGGUCCAGGGAACCGAGAUGGUGGAGGUCUCCCAGGAGGCGGAGGCUUUCCAGGAGGUGGACGCCGAGGUGGAAGAGGGUGGAGUAGAGCUGGAGAUGGAGAUGAUGAACGGCGGUGAGGAGGCGGAGGAAGAUGAGGAUCUGGAUGAAGACGAAGAGGAGGUCACACAGGACAACAAGGAUCUAGACAGUGACUAGAAAAACAUGGAGAAUGCUGCUACGGAAUGGAGGAAGUUUGGUUGGGAGAGGAAAAGGGGGGAGCCAAGACCAAAAUAACGUUCUUCACACCAGCCUGAAGUAAUAUAAAAGAAAGAAAUAUUUCCCUUGAGGCCAUGUGUUCAUUAAGGUGUUCCACGAUGGCUAAUUACGUAGUAGGUGGUUUAACAAUAUCGUAAAGUUCAAACAACCGGCCCUUUGAAAUGUACCAGAACAAACUCAGGGUUUUGUCAUUUGAAGGCAGAAAAAACAGGUUUAGACUUGUGUCCUGUAUCCGGUAUCAUUUCUUGAGAUGCAGGAAACAGGCGGGCAAGGGGAAUGAAUUGGCAUCAGAAAAAGUUAGCCCCAUCCCUCCGCGAAAUAGGUCAAAACACGGAAUAAACAAAGCAAAAAAUGGUGAAUAGAAUUGUUGUAGACUUCUUUCAUCUUUUUUAUUUUCGUAUUUAGAGCUCACAUGGAAUAUAACCAGCAACUGCACUGGGGUUGCAGCUUGCCCGGUCAUCGCAUUAUGAUAAUUUUCAAUAUGCUAAUUAUUCAUGCUCAUGUCUAUUCAUUUGCAUAUACUUUGAAGAUGUUACAUAUCACUCACACACAAAUAUUGUUUAAACUCCCUAUUAUUCAAGUUCAAUGAUCACCAAUAGAUUACUGCGACUAGCUUGCUCAGAAUUCUGCUUAGCUUUGUUUAUUUCUGUUUAAUCUAUUACGAUUCGUAAGAGUCCAUUAGCGUUCAGCGUAGUUUGUUGUACAUCUAUGUUUUUGCUUGUGAUCGUUUUGUAUAAUUCCUAUGUCAUCUUUCCAUCGUUGCGAGACUGUGUUCUGUAAUCCUUGAAAUAGGCCUACAUCAAAGUAUUGUUUUUAUCAAAACAAUCCUGUAAACAUUUCCUCGUUGUGUUUUCAAGAAAUAACAAGUAACAAGAUCUUACAAAUGGGCCUGCUAUAGUUUAUUCAAAGGAAGGUCUGAGGCGCUGUGUUGUGAAAACAGCAAUGGACUGUCACACAAUUGUGUUCUACAUGUUAUUGUUUUCUCCUGGCAUCAUGUGAUGUUCAGACCGUAUAAGGCUUUUACUGUAAGAACUGUUAGUACUCGUUAGUAAGUUGAUUGGUUUUCCUAAAUGAUUAUUUUUUAACAGAUUAUUGUGAACUUUUCAUUAGACUACCAUUUAAACAUGGUUGCCUGGGCCUACUCAAUGAGAUAAGGAGCUAUGAAGUGACAUUCUUACGUCAAACUGUAUCUGACAACAGUGUCCAGUAGUGCUAUACUGACACCUAGCGGCAGCAUCCAUUUGUGCUAUACUGACACCUAGCGACAGUUUAUUGCACACACUCCACCCUUUGUCGAGGCUAUUUCAAUGUAUUAAACAAAAACCCGUUUGUUCUUCAAACUUUUUCAUUUUUUUUUUAUAUAAUGUGAAUCACAUCAUGCUCUGUUAAAGAAAUUACAAUGUUUGCUUGUGUGCUGUUUUUCAAAAUCCGACCAUCGAAAUGCUUAAAGGUGACAUAUUAUACCAACAGGCGUGAGUGUGAUUAGCCUUUACAAGCCGUUUUGAAUAGCUUCCUCUUCUGACAUCACAAGUGGGCGUGUCCUAGAUGUAUGACGGAUAGAUGAGCAACUUUGCUGCAGUACACUGGGUAGGCUGGUAGACUGAUCUAUCCAGCACACAUCUAGGUGGACACGCCCACUUGUGAUGUCAGAGCAGGCAGCUUUUCAAAACGCUUGUAAUGGCUAAUCACACUCAUACCUGGUGGUAUAACAUGUCACCUAUAAAUAAUUGCGUUCACACAUCACAGUAUAGUCAUUUAUUAUUAAUCUGCAGAUGCAUAUAAACUAGGCCUAUUAGUUUGAACGUUUCAUUGUUAAGCCUAAAUCUAUGUCGAUCAAAAAAAUUAUCGUGUGCCCGGUUUCUGUUUGCUUCCUACACAAUGUUAACUGAUUUAUGUCAAUGUUUCGCCUAACCACUAAUGUUUAAUAAAAGCUUCUGGAUGACAAA